Messenger RNA from Stegodyphus dumicola, 1118 nucleotides. RefSeq lists its product as uncharacterized. The record is from RefSeq and is a predicted model, not a curated record. NCBI's taxonomy places the organism in Eukaryota, Metazoa, Arthropoda, Arachnida, Araneae, Eresidae.
UCUGUGGACCAAUCAGAAAGCAGAAAAAUGAUGUCAUGCCCUCUUAACCAAUCCGCGUAUUCAGACAAAGUAAAAAGUUCGGAGCCGAGUUUCAACCGCUGGAUUGCCUCCGAAAUUCAUUACUUGCUAAAUUCUAGAAGUUUGUUACCACGCUUUUUGAAAAAACAAGAAAUUCUCUUCGUAUCUGCGAAAAUGGCUUCAAGAAACAGUAAACGUUCUUUGGAACCCUUUUUUGAUCAAUGUGAGGAUUCCGAUGUAUCUGUAAGAGAUUCUAAUGAUCAAGUAAGCUAAAUUUUAUUUAUGUGUUUUAUUUACACUGCUUAGAUUUUUUUAUUAUAUUUUACCCUGUUUUGUUGAAACACGUGUUUGUAAUAUUAACGUUUCAAAACAGUUAUAUCGCCAUAUUAUUUUCAAUUGUUCUUUGACCACGUGUUUGUAAUACUUACAUGAUUAAAAAUACUAUUAUUUUUAUUAUUUUGUGGUGUGAGGAUUUCCAUGCGCUUUUAAGAGAUUCUGAUGAUGAGUGCCUGAGUGAAACAUCUCAAAUAUUCAUCGAAAAUCCUAUUGACGGCAUUGAAAAUUAUUUUAGUGAUUCAGGAGAUGAACUCUUAAGUGAAACUUCGCAGAUAUUUUUGGAGAAUCCUUUGGUUUUGCCUCUUUACUAUCAAGUAGGCUCGGGAUAUGAGACUCAACCUUCUGCUCCAUCUAAAGGACCUGCAUAUGUGGAACAUGACAUUUCAGUAAAUAUGGAAAAUGCUAUUAUACUCAAAGAGAAGGCACGGCGUCGUAACCGAAAGUAUCAAGGCGAGGAAAUAACCUUCCAGGCACGUGUUGAUAUGAAUCGUCUGCCUCAAAAUAUUCGCAACAGGCCUCUUCUAGCCGUAACUGAAUCUGUUAGACAGCUGUUUGAAAUAUUAAUUCAACGGUCAACAGAAAAUCUAAGGCCGACAGAUUGGAUACGAAUGUGUAUCCAAGCCGAUGGAUUGGAUAAACCCAUGUCUACGAAAAUUAUUGCCGUAUCUUCCAUGACGGUGGAGACCGUAUUAUCGGUUAUUAUGAAAGUUCUGCAGUCAAAAGAUGAAAUUCGGCUGGAUUCAGGCUUCCUAGUAGAUGUGUGA